GAACAGCCUAGACGUGACGAUGAGGUCGCAUGCCAAAUAUAAGACCAGCGCCCUCCUCGUGAAUGAUGGAAGUCUAUCGGUAACUGAUUACUAGAGCAGUAUUCAGCCGCUGUAAUUAACACGAUGUUUGUUGCAGCGUUUCUCGUCUUUGCGUCGUGCUUCCGCACGACUUACGCUCAGUCAUGCGACUCCGUUGAAGAAGGCUACCAGUGCAACAGCGAAAUCUCGCACAACUGGGGCCAAUAUGCGCCGUUCUUCUCGGUAGCCUCCGACAUUGACAACAGCAUCCCAAGCGGCUGCGAUGUGACCUUCGUGCAGGUCCUCAGCCGUCACGGCGCCCGUGACCCCACGGCGUCCAAGACGGCCAAGUACAACGCGACGGUUCUCAAGAUCCAGAGCUCCGUCACUUCGUACGGGUCUGGCUUCGAGUUCAUCAAGGACUACGAGUAUACGCUCGGUGCGGACCAGCUGACCACCUUCGGCCAGCAGGAGCUUGUCAACUCGGGCAUCAAGUUCUUCAACCGAUACCAGGCGCUUGCUAGUGCCACUGUGCCCUUCUUCCGCUCGUCGGGUGAGGAACGUGUUGUGGAGUCCGCGCAGAACUGGACCCAGGGGUUUCAGCAGGCUCGUUCCGGAGCAGAGAAUGUGACCAGUUCUGAGUUGUAUCCAUUUGAUAUCCUCGUGGUCUCCGAAGCGGAUGGAUCGAACAACACCCUGAACCACGGUCUCUGCACCGCCUUUGAAGAAGGACCCGCCUCCGAAGUAGGCGACGCUGCCAUCGCGACCUGGAUCUCCGUCUUCGUGCCCAACAUCACCGCACGGCUGAACGCCAACCUGCCCGGGGCCAACCUGACCGACACCGAGACCAUCUACGUCAUGGACUUGUGCCCCUUCAACACAGUUGCCAACGACAACGGGACCGUUUCCCCCUUCUGCGACCUGUUUACCGCCGACGAGUGGGAAAGCUACGGGUACUACCUCAGCCUGGACAAGUUCUACAGCUAUGGCUUCGGCAACCCACUGGGUCCUACCCAAGGCGUGGGGUUCACGAACGAGUUGGUGGCAAGACUAACGAACGCGUCGUCCAAUGAUCACACGAGUAGCAAUGCGACCCUUGAUGGCAACCAGGCGACAUUUCCCUUGGGACUGCCACUGUACGCUGAUUUCACGCACGAUAGCGAUAUGGUGGCUAUCUACAGUGCGAUGGGACUCUACAAUUCUUCGAUUAUGUUGAGUAACACGACGAGGCAGACGCUUGCGGAAACGGGCGGGUUUAGCACGAGUGUGGCGGUGCCGUUUUCGGCGAGGAUGUACGUUGAGAAGAUGACUUGCAGCGGUGAGAGCGGGAACAUCAGUGUUGGGGAGGAGUUGGUCAGGGUCUUGGUCAAUGAUCGCGUGAUUCCACUUGAGUCCUGCGGCGCGGAUGCGCUGGGGAGGUGCACGUUGGAUGCCUUUGUGUCCAGUUUGAAUUUUGCGCAGAGUGGUGGAUUGUGGGACCAAUGUUUUACGUAAAUCGUUUAUGUUGCUUCAUAGAAGCCAUCCACGUUGUGUUUGAGUCAAGACUGUUGUGAGACCUUGUCGUUGCGGAAUAUCCUCGCAUGUGCAGUUUCAUGGCGGACGACGGUACUAUGUUGACUUUUGCUGAGUAUACAUUGCCAAUUCCGCUGUGAAUGAUACCUCGCUUGAAAUCGAGUCAGUCGAUGGGGUGAUAUAUCAU
Messenger RNA from Pseudomassariella vexata, 1717 nucleotides. RefSeq names its product histidine phosphatase superfamily. The record is from RefSeq and is a predicted model, not a curated record. Gene Ontology annotation, molecular function: acid phosphatase activity. The transcript is spliced from 2 exons. Lineage: Eukaryota; Fungi; Ascomycota; Sordariomycetes; Amphisphaeriales; Pseudomassariaceae. The coding region runs from base 124 to 1512 and encodes 462 amino acids.